This is a messenger RNA of Oreochromis aureus, 1120 nucleotides long. RefSeq lists its product as uncharacterized. NCBI's taxonomy places the organism in Eukaryota, Metazoa, Chordata, Actinopteri, Cichliformes, Cichlidae. The coding region runs from base 311 to 1120 and encodes 269 amino acids. The transcript has 8 exons. The record is from RefSeq and is a predicted model, not a curated record.
UUGUCCCUGGCUCUCUUUCUCUCUCUCUCCCUCCUGCUCUGUUCCUGUGCAACUGCGACUGUAACUACGGCCCCUCCCCCCUCUGCCCCGCGCAAAGCACAAGGCUCGCGUGCGGAGUGAAGCGGAAAAAAAGUGCGAGAGAGAGGGUGAGAGAAAGAAAAAGAAAAAAACAAAACACGGCUGCCGGCUCGCGUCGUUCACUUUUGUUCGCGACCGACACAUCACUACUGGCUUUCCAGGAAGCAGCUGAACAAUAAGGAAGUGAAGGUAGAAAGUGUUUGUGAGCUGAUGUGGAUGGAAAUUGAGCAGCAUGGAUCAGUGUGAGGACAGACAGGAGGGAGUCCCUCCCUCUAAAGCCAUUCUGUGUGGGGAACGUGAGAGCCAGACCAAAUCUCAGAGGAACCAGCCUGGACCUCCAUCCAGCUUUGUGUCCUUAAGGAGUGACACGUCUAAAGGUGGUGUCAUUGAUUUUAAAGUUUCUGCUGCAGAGAGCGGUCAGAUGUCACAGUCUGCAGGAUCCAGCUGUCUGUCUGUGAGGAGUGACCUGUCCAAAGAUGAACCUCCAUACUUCAGUGAUGAACCUGGACCAACGAGAGUGGACCAGGAGAGCUCAGAGGUUCCCAGUGGUCAGUCUGCCCAGCAGCAUCAAACACACCUGGACUCCAUAUUUAUGCUGCUGGAGGACAAGAUCAUCACUUUUGUGAAGAACGAGCUGAAGAAGAUCCAGAAGGUUCUGAGUGCAGAUUACCCAGAGUGCUUAGCAAGUCGAAGGAGCAGCAGCAGAAAGGCAUUUGAGAAGAUCACAGUGGACUUCCUGAGGAAAAUGAAGGAGGAGGAGCUGGCUGACCGUCUGCAGAGCAAACUUCAAGCUGUAGUUUGUCAUCGUAACCUUAAAUCUGCUCUGAAGGAGAAGUUCCAGUGUGUGUUUGAGGGGAUCGCUAAAGCAGGAAAUCCAACCCUUCUGAAUCAGAUCUACACAGAGCUCUACAUCACAGAGGGAGGGACUGCAGAGGUCAAUGAUGAACAUGAGGUUAGACAGAUUGAAAUAACCAACAAACAACCUCCAAGAAAUCUGGAAAAGGAGAAUCUUCAGAGAAACACUUCUACCAGAGUGCUGUGA